Messenger RNA from Gasterosteus aculeatus aculeatus (three-spined stickleback), 8039 nucleotides. RefSeq names its product ubiquitin specific peptidase 32 (gene usp32). Gene Ontology annotation, biological process: protein deubiquitination. Gene Ontology annotation, molecular function: cysteine-type deubiquitinase activity; calcium ion binding. The record is from RefSeq and is a predicted model, not a curated record. Gene Ontology annotation, cellular component: Golgi apparatus. NCBI's taxonomy places the organism in Eukaryota, Metazoa, Chordata, Actinopteri, Perciformes, Gasterosteidae.
GUUGCGAUGUACUAGUGUUUGUAUUAAACCGUUUCUUUCUGGCAUGCUUAUUGUGUUUACCAGCAUUCGGAGGAGCUGAUCAGCUGACCCGUGGAGUCCGCUCACGUGACAGAACGGAGGCGUCGCUGAAAACAUUCGCCCGUUCACCACACACACAAACACACCAUUCCACAACAAGCGGAUGAGACGAGAGACACAUGCACAACGUUUACUUCUCCACAUCGCAAUGAAAUGAGGGGAGCAUGGGGGCCAAAGAGUCGAGGAUCGGAUUCCUGUCGUAUGACGAGGCAGUGAAGAGAGUCACUGAUGUUGAAUUGAAGCGACUAAAAGAUGCCUUCAAGAGAACGAGCGGCCUCACCUACUACAUGACCCAGCAGUGCUUUUACAAGGAAGUGCUGGGGGAUGGAGUUCCUCAUAAAGUUGCAGAGGUGAUCUACACCUCAUUCGGAGGCUCGCCUAAAGGGCUGCACUUCAACAAUGUGAUCGUGGGUCUGGUGCUUCUGACCAGAGGGCGCGAUGAGGAGAAGGCCAAGUACCUCUUCAGCCUGUUUGCCAGCGAUCUAAGUGGGCACGCAGCCAGGGAGGAUAUAGAAGCAGUUCUGCAGGUCCUGGAUGGAGAAGUUCCGACCUCCCUCAAGAAGUGCUUCAGUGAGGGGGACAAGGUGAACUAUGAGCGCUUCAGGAACUGGCUGCUCCAGAACAAGGAGGCCUUCACUCUAUCCAGAUGGCUCCUGUCCGGAGGAGUGUGUGUCACGCUCACAGAUGACAGCGACACGCCUACCUUCUACCAGACACUGGCUGGCGUCACACACUUGGAAGAGUCCGACAUCAUAGACUUGGAGAAGCGCUACUGGCUCCUCAAAGCCCAGUCCAGAACCGGACGCUUUGACUUGGAAACUUUCGUCCCUCUGGUCUCUCCUCCCAUCCAUGCCUCACUGAGCGAAGGCUUGUUUCACGCCUUCGAUGAGAAUCGGGACAAUCACAUCGACUUCAAAGAGAUCUCCUGUGGACUCUCUGCGUGCUGCAGGGGGCCCGUGGCUGAAAGACAGAAAUUUUGCUUCAAAGUGUUUGAUGUGGACCGGGAUGGGGUGCUGUCUCGAGAUGAACUCCAUGAAAUGGUGGUGGCCUUGCUGGAAGUGUGGAAGGACAAUCGCACGGACACACUCCCUGAGCUGCACAGCAGCGUGUCAGACAUCGUAGAAGGCAUCCUGAAGAUGCACGAUACAACCAAGCUGGGUCACCUGACCCUGGAAGACUACCAGAUCUGGAGUGUGAAGAGUGCAUUGGCCAAUGAGUUCCUCAACCUGCUGUUCCAGGUCUGCCACAUAGUCUUGGGGCUCCGGCCCGGUAGUCCUGAGGAGGAGGGGCAAAUCAUCAGAGGUUGGCUGGAGAGGGAGAGCAGACACGGGCUCCAGCAAAGUCAGAACUGGUUUCCCAUCUCCAUGCUGUGGUGGCAGCAAUGGAAGGACUACGUAAAAUAUGGAAGUCCCUGCUGUUGUCUCCCUGUCCAGGAGCACAAAGGCAUCGUGGUGGAACAGCCGUCCAUCCUGAGCUCGUUGAGAACUCCAAUGUCCACAGCCACUAUAGAGCCCGCCCCACCAGACCGACUGGGAGGACUGGGAACCUUCAGCUCGGUCAGCCCCACUGAGGAGAGGUCGCCUGAUGCCGUUUCCAGCGCCUCAGAGGCCACAGAGACCGCCUUGAGCCCUCAGGUAGCUUCCUCUGCUACCGACGGCUGUUUCGCCCGUCAGCACAAUGUAUCGGACAACAACAAUCAGUGUUUCUCUGGAGCCAACGGCCACCUCCCCUCCCAGCUGGCCGCCCAGCGGCCCGGAGCCAUCGACAACCAGCCGCUGGUCAACACCGACCCCAUGAAGGCCCCCACGCUAACCAUGGAGGGGGGUAGGCUGAAGCGCUCCUUGCAGCUGGUGCCUGGCAGAGACUUUGAGACCGUGCCAGAGCCCGUGUGGAGGGCCCUCUACCAUUGGUACGGUGCCAACCUCAGCCUGCCACGGCCGGUUAUCCUGGAGAGCAAAACAGGCCAAGCAGAGCUGGAGCUCUUCCCACGCUACCUUCUCUUCCUCCGCCAGCAGCCGGCCACACGCUCCCCCCAGUCCAACAUCUGGGUCAAUAUGGGUAUGACCAGCCUGCGAAUGUUCCCACCGUAUUUACCCCCACCAAGAGCAGGUAGCGUGCCGUCCCCCAACGCUCCCCUGAAGAGGGCCUUGGCUUACACAGGCUGCUUCAGCCGCAUGGCCACCAUCAAGGACAUCCACCUCUACCUUUCCCAGAGGCUGCGCAUCAAGGAGGAGGACAUGAGGCUCUGGCUCUACAACAGUGAGAAUUACCUCGCGCUCCUAGACGAUGAAGAUCACACUCUGGAAAGCCUGAAGAUCUAUGAUGAGCAGCAGCUCGUAAUUGAAGUUAGGAACAAAGACAUGAGCUGGCCCGAGGAAAUGUCUUUCAUAGCCAACAGUAGUAAGAUGGACAGACACAAAGUUCCCACAGAGAAAGGAGCCACUGGCCUCAGUAACCUUGGCAACACCUGCUUCAUGAACUCCAGCAUCCAGUGUGUGAGCAACACCAAGCCUCUCACAGAAUACUUCAGCUCAGGGAGACACCUCUAUGAGCUCAACAGAACAAACCCCAUCGGGAUGCGCGGCCACAUGGCCAAAUGUUAUGGUGACCUGGUGAUGGAGCUAUGGAGCGGGACACAGAAGAACAUUGCUCCACUCAAACUCAGGUGGACAAUAGCAAAGUAUGCCCCACGCUUUAAUGGGUUCCAGCAGCAGGACUCCCAGGAGCUGCUGGCCUUCCUGCUGGAUGGUCUCCAUGAAGACCUCAACAGAGUGCAUGAGAAGCCCUACGUGGAGCUGAAGGACAGCGACGGGCGGCCCGACGGGGAGGUGGCCUCUGAGGCAUGGGAGAACCACCUCCGCAGGAACCGCUCCAUCGUGGUGGAUCUGUUCCACGGUCAGCUCAAGUCCCAGGUGAAGUGUAAGACCUGCGGGCACAUCAGCGCUCGCUUCGACCCCUUCAACUUCCUGUCCCUGCCCCUUCCCAUGGACAGCUCCAUGCAUCUGGAGAUCACUGUCAUCAAACUGGACGGCUCCACACCUGUACGCUACGGCCUUCGCUUGAAUAUGGAUGAAAAGUACACAGGCCUGAAGAAGCAGCUGAGUGAACUGUGCGGUCUGAAGCCUGAGCAGAUCCUCCUGGCUGAGGUCCACACCGCCAACAUCAAGAACUUUCCUCAGGACAACCACAAGGUCCGUCAGUCCGUUAAUGGCUUCCUGUGUGCGUUUGAGAUCCCCGUGCCGGGUUCGCCAACCUCACUGAGCUCCCCCACUCCGUCAGACAUCCCCCCAAUCGCCAACGGCUCUGCUGCUAAAGAGAACCUGGGCAGUGAGCUCGCCCUCAUCCCCAACGGGGGGCCCAGCACCCUGGUGCCCCGUAGCCCAGAGACGCCCGUCGCCAAUGGGGUCGCCAACGGGCACAUCACACCGAUGCAGGAGAGCCCCUUCACUGGAUACAUCAUCGCCAUGCACAGAAAGAUGAUGCGUACGGAGCUGUACUUCCUGUCGUCUCAGAAGAACCGGCCCAGUCUGUUCGGCAUGCCGCUCAUAGUUCCCUGCACUGUCCACACCAGUAAGAAGGACUUGUACGACGCCGUAUGGAUCCAAGUCUCCCGACUGGCCAGCCCGCUGCCGCCACAGGAAGCCAGCAACCACGCCCAGGACUGCGAUGACAGCAUGGGCUACCAGUACCCCUUCACUUUACGGGUUGUGGGCAAGGAUGGAAACUCCUGUGCCUGGUGCCCCUGGUACAGGUUCUGUCGCGGCUGUACAAUAGAGUGUUCAGAGGACAGGGCCUCUGUAGGAAAUGCUUACAUAGCUGUGGACUGGGACCCCACCGCCCUGCAUCUCCGCUACCAGACCUCCCAGGAGAGGAUUGUGGAGGAGCACUGCAGUGUGGAGCAGUCCCGCCGGGCCCAGGCGGAGCCCAUCAGCUUGGACAGCUGUCUGAAGGCCUUCACCAGCGAGGAAGAGCUGGGUGAAGACGAGCUCUACUACUGCUCCAAGUGCAAGACGCACCGGCUGGCCACCAAGAAGCUGGACCUGUGGAGGCUGCCGCCCAUGCUGAUUGUCCACCUGAAGCGCUUCCAGUUCGUAAAUGGCCGGUGGAUCAAAUCCCAGAAGAUUGUCAAGUUCCAGAGGGAGAAUUUUGACCCGAGCGCCUUCCUGGCUCCCAGAGACCUGGAGCAGCGCUGCCUCCACUCCUGCAGCGAGAGCGAAGACCUGCUGAGGGUCGGAGAAGGCAACCUGUCUUCCAUCUCUGCCCCCGCGGGCUUCUGCAACCUUCCCAAAGUGUCCCCUGCGUCCACAAGGAAGUCCUCUCCGUCUCUAAGCCGGACCAGCAGCCCCUCCGGAAGCCCCAAGUCCGGUAACGGAGGCCGUAGGCCAGCCCGGCUCCGUCUGCCCCAGCUGGGCAGCAGACACCGCCUCUCUAAUAGCAAGGAGAACCUGGAGGCAGCUGCCGAUGCUGAGGCUGAGCCGAGUGACGACACGGAGGGCAGCGAGGCUCCUGGAUCAGGGGGGGCGUCGGCGUCGGAGGCGUUGUGCGGCAGCGAGGCGUCCAGCAGCCACUGUGACGUGGUCCUGGUGAACGGUGACAGCAAUGGGCUGAACUCCGACGGCAGCACAGAGAGCAGCAUGGAGCCCGACCACCCGCCGCUCCAGCACCGAGACAGCGUGUGCCUGGACGCCAUCUACAACCUCUAUGCAAUAUCAUGCCAUUCGGGAAUCAUGGGAGGAGGCCACUAUGUGACGUAUGCCAAAAACCCCAAUGGGAAAUGGUACUGUUAUAAUGACAGCAGCUGUAAGGAAGUGCGCCCCGAGGAGAUUGACGCUGACUCGGCCUACAUCCUCUUCUACGAGCAGCAGGGAGUGGACUACUCCCAAUUCUUGCCAAAGACAGACGGCAAGAAGAUGGCUGAUACCAGUAGCAUGGAUGAAGACUUUGAGUCCGACUACAAGAAGUACUGUGUCCUCCAGUGAUCGCAGCUCGCCUCCCCGUCAGCCAGCGCUGCUCCUCGCAGGGAGCAGCAGAGGCUCAGGCCUCUGUGAAGGAUCCAGAUGGACUUCCAGUGACUCGAGUCCCGGCCCUUAGAGAUACGACGCAGCCCUUUCUACACUUGAUCGCAAACACAUUGUACUGCAAAGGUUUGCCAAUAAAACAAUGAAGCCCCGCCCCCAUUCCCCUCUUCUCCCAUCGAGAACGACCCUCGCCAUAACAAAGAAGGACCUUUUAUCCUUGCAUACUAAGGCAUCACUGGAUGUAUGCCGGUAUGGCCGAGUCAUGGAGUGUUUGCUUUGUGCGUUUAACGCUUGUGAUGUCGGAAUGAAAAGAGUCAACACUUGAUCUGAGCCUGGAUGUUUGACCCGGAGAAGGAGAGCAGCGAGGCCUCACAAUGUCUCGGUGUAAAGGUCAAAGCCAACGAUUUGCUACAGGUUGGGUUUGAAAUGCCAACAGCCUGUGCUGAUGUCAUAUUCGAUGCCACCGAUCAACAUGAGGUUCAGGUUAGGAGUCUGGUAUAUUGGGUACCAAGGAAACAUAAGUCACACGCUACCUCAUCGCUUCCUGCAGUCUGUCAGCCCUAAAAGUCUGUGACAGUAUUAUUGAUAACUCAAAACAAAUAUCUCCCCCCUGCUUGGACACACUUAUGGGUCCUGAUGGAAAUUAUAGUAGGCGAUUUUGUCAAAACUGUGUUUCAUUCCAGAGCUGCCAAAUAUCAGUGGUGUGUGUGCAAUGUUGACUCGUGUGUAUCCAUAACUUCUUCAAACCACCAUCAUCAUCUCGAGUGUCAGUCCGGGUUUUUUGAGGACACGUGCCAUGAUUUCAAAAGAGAUUUCCUUCAAGAUCAAUAUUUAGUAUACGUUUAACACUUCCCUCAGGGGGGAUUCUGCAAAUGUGUUUGGUUGUAAGACGUUUAUUUUAUUGUUAAUUUUUUUUUUUGUUGAGGCCAAUUCAGGUUAGCGUUGGAAAUGAAUCACAAAGCUUUGCCAGAGGCAUCAGGCUUGUUUUCACACUGUAGCAACAUAAACUCUGACUGCUUAAACUCUUAACUCUUAAGAUACAAACUCAUCUGUGAUACCAAUGUUCAAAUGCUCCCUUAAAAGUAGGGAUAUCGAGGAUAACUUCAUUGCACUCACAAAAUGAUUUUACCUUCUACUAUUUAAAGCGUAACUUAAGAGUCCUGCGCUCAUGGAGCAACGCACUCCCAGAACCGUGUCGCAGCCACGAAAGCCAGUUUAAAAAACGGAUCAAAAUUGAUGUGGCAGAACGUGAGCAAUGGUCUUCUCUAUUCCACAUAUUCAUUUUUCUUGUCGAUUCUUAUAAUAGUAGCGGUUAAACCGCUUCAGAGGUCUAGUAAGCUCACCUCUUUUUAAUUCCACCCCCCCCACCUCUAAUGGGUCAAAUACAAAGGUGCACUCUACCCUACGUGUGUCCCAGAGUACAAUAAUGAGUCCCUUAUAUCAUUUGCUGCUAAUUGGAGAGGGAAUGAAGACGUUUUUAACAAAUACACUUUCUAACAAAUUCAAGUUAAUUGCUCGCCUUAUUUUCUAGAUGGCAAGCAUUCCUUUCAAAAUAAUGGAGUGUAAAGUGUCUGCUAUUAGAUUGCCAAAGCAUCAAUAUGUGUUUAAUAUUUCAUCUAUAUUGGGGUUGUUUUCAGGAAAUUCCUCUCGAUGUCAAACGCUAAAAACUCUCUUGGUAAAUUUCACACCUUUUACAAUAUGAGGUUACCAAAACAUGUGCCCAUAAAGCCAGUGCUGUGAGAGGGUUUCCCUUUACUGUUCGUUCUUCAGAAAGAACCCGUAGUCAGGUCUGUAAGAACUAAACUGUCACAUGUAGAAUAUGGUUUGUUGUCGGUGUUGGUUCCUCAGUGCGAUGGUUUGGCUGUUUGGUGUGACCUGUCAGUGGGACAUGCUGUGCCUGUAGUCCGUUGGCUGAGCUCUGUGUAGCAGCACGUGUGGAGGUCCUCCUCCGAGGGCUCCGGCUGACCACUGUGAAGAGGCACAGGAGAGGAACCUCUGUGCUCACCUCUUUUUAGCUGCUGUAUUUAUGAGAUGAUGCCUUUUAUGGGUGUAUUCAGAGAGGAAUCGGUCACUGAAUGGAACUUUAUUUUUGCUUUGCAGAGUAUGAAAAGUGUUUGGAUGAGUGCUAUUUAUGUUUGCUCAGCUGUUUUUCCCCCGCCCUCCUGCCUUUGAACCGAGCUGUCGACCGCGUCUGGUGUUUUUCAGCGUUUAAAACAUCACAACGUGGCUCAACGGUACCAUUUUCCUAAGGCUGGGUCUCUUGAGGAGCCGGUUUGUAAUGUUUGCUUCAUUUGAGAUUUGAAAUAGUUGCCAUCUUCUUUUGUCGCUGUGAGUAUUGCCCAAGACCACUACUUGGGAUGCUGAGCUUACCCCCACACCUACGUAGCAGUCAAAGUUUUGGACUUUCAAUUGAAUGAGAAAAUGUGUCCAACCAUUUGACUGGUACUGUACGGCUUUGACUGUGUGAGCAGAAACACGACUUCCAGUUGCGAUCGGCACAUUUGGGUCCAAACAGAUCCUGGGCCCGCGUAAAAUAAUAUAUUGAGACCCCCCCCCCUCUCUCUCUCACUCACACACACACACACACACACACACCAGAAGAGUAGGUGGGAAUAUUGGCAGGAAGUGCAAUUUACUACUGAGCAGUCUGUCUGUGUCUGUAGCCUCAUUUUAUUUAAGUUCAUUUCUGUUGGAUCUGAACCAGACGUGUUAAUUUAAAGAACUUUUUUGUAAGAUGUUUGUUGAAAGAAAGUGACGUUGCACUGACAUGAAAACAUGUACAUAAGACAAAUGUGUUUUUGUAAAUAAGCCAAUGAAAACUGUAUUUCAGUAUGAACUGUACAAAAUAAUGUACUUGUAGUUGUAUAUGGAGUGAUGCUGUUGAUCUGUAACAAAGUACCCAAGCAACAAAUUAAAUUCUGCAGAGGAAACGACAACACCAAA